AUGAAGGCAGCACCUUCCGUGCGUAUGCCAAUUAAGGCAUCUGCUCGCAACGCCCGAUUUGUGAGCGGCACUAGCAACUCCCGCUCUUCUAUCGCCUCCCCCGCCGCAGCAAACGCAUGGCAAUCACUCGCACAGACACCUGCUCAACCACGAAAGGCACUGACUGCCCCUUUGGCAAAGCUGCCUCUUUCAUCUGUCCUCCGCUCUUUGCUCGUGCUUUCCGUCUCAUCCUCGACUCUUCUUUUGAAGCCAUGCAUCUAUACGCUGUCUCUUCUUGCACACCCGCGCAACGCAUUGUGGGAUGUCGCCAAAAACCCACUUCUGAACACCCUGAUCAAGCACACUAUCUACAAGCAAUUCAACGCUGGUGAGAACAAGCUUGAGGUCCAGGAAUCGAUCAACAAGAUCAAGGCUCUAGGAUGUCGUGGUGUCCUGCUGGGAUACGCGCGUGAGGUCCUCAUCGGCGAGAACGAUGAUGCUUCCUAUGACGCCAAGGCCGCUCUGGCUGAUAUCCAGUUCUGGAUCGACGGAACUUUGCAGACCGUUGAUAUGGCCCAACCAGGCGACUUCGUCGCUCUGAAGUUCACCGGAAUGGGCAUCGACGCCCUCCGUCUUCUGCAGUCCCAGACUAUGCCCACCGAAUUCAUGGACACCUCCAUCCAAAAGAUUUGCGACCUCGCAAUCUCCCGCGGUGUGCGUCUGCUCGUCGAUGCCGAAGAGCGCGCUGUGCAGCCCGGUAUCGAGGCCUGGAUCAUGAAGUACCAGAAGUACUGCAACUCCCAGACCCCUGGACGCGCCGUGUUCUACGGAACCUACCAGGCCUACCUCCGCUCUACCCCCGCCACUCUCGCUCGCCACCUUGAAACCGCCCGUGCUGAAGGAUACACCCUGGGUGUCAAGAUGGUCCGCGGUGCCUACAUGAAGACUGACCCCCGCGAAAUCUUCUGGGCCAAGAAGGAAGAUACCGACAAGUGCUAUGACGAGGUCGUGGCCGCUCUCCUGACCCGCAAGUACAACUCCAUGCUCCAGGCCCCCACCAAGGAGACCACCGACCUGCCCCCUGUGAACGUCAUCAUCGCCACCCACAACCGCGAGUCUGUCCGCAAGGCCCACGCUCUGCGCAUGGAACAGGCCACCCGUAACGAGGACCUGGGCGUCGAUGUCAGCUAUGCUCAGCUUCAGGGUAUGGCCGAUGAGGUCAGCUGUGAACUUCUGCAGGGCUUCGAGAACGCCGAGGACAGUGUCGGUGCCUCGCCCAUUGAUGCCCCUAAUGUCUUCAAGCUUUUGACUUGGGGCUCUGUCAAGGAGUGCAUGGGUUUCCUGCUCCGUCGUGCCGUUGAGAACACCGAAGCCGUUGGCCGUACCAAGGACUCCCAGGUGGCCAUGCUUGCUGAGCUGAAGCGUCGCUGCGGCAAUGCCUUCAGCAGCAGCAAAUAA
Penicillium salamii is the source of this 1437-nucleotide messenger RNA. NCBI's taxonomy places the organism in Eukaryota, Fungi, Ascomycota, Eurotiomycetes, Eurotiales, Aspergillaceae. The record is from the annotation of a GenBank genome assembly.